GGAUGUUUAAGUAAACAGGCUCAUUUUACUUUGCAAACUAGGAGAUCUUAAUCACUGAACGUAUUAUAUAAUGUAGUUUAUAUUUUUAUUAUUAUUGGAGAGAGGCAAGUUGAACAAUUCAAGGUGGUGUGGGCUGUCUGCGUCGGAUUUCAGUCGGCCUAUACUAGCAACCUAGCCUACCAUUAGAAGCUGACUACCCACGACUAAAUACAGAAAAGCAAGUGGAGCAGGUCCACCAUAAUUUGAUCGUUUAAUUUACUCUUACUUCGUGUAUAGGAAGUAUUAAUGGCAACCAGACGCCUGACCGAUGCCUUCUUAUUAUUGCGGAACAAUGCCAUACAAAACCGGCAGAUACUGGCUGAGCAAGUGAGUACAUAUGAGCCCCGUCGUACCCUGAAUACACGUAGCAAUGCUGCGGAGUUUGAUGAGCUGGCAGAUGAUCGAAUGGCUCUGGUGUCUGGAAUUAGUAUGGAUCCAGAAGCCACCAUUUUUGUGUCUAAAAGGCUCUCGCCCAAGUGGAUAGAAGGUGUGGAUGAGAUUCAGUAUGAGAUGACACGUAUACAGCAGAAAAUUAAGGACCUGGCAAAUUUACACGACAAACAUAUGAACCGUCCAACGCUGGAUGAUAGCAGUGAAGAGGAGCAUGCCAUAGAAAUCAGUACACAGGAAAUCACACAGAUGUUUCAUCGGAGUCAGCGGGCAGUAUUGGGGCUACAGUCCCGCUCUGGUCACUGUACAGAACAGGAGGAAAAGCUGCUUAGAAACGUUGUUUCCUCAUUGGCUCAAAAGCUUCAGGAGCUUUCAACCAACUUUAGAUAUGUACAGUCCAGUUACCUUAAACGCAUGAAGAAUCGUGAAGAACGGUCCAAGCACUUUUUUGGUCCUUUAAUGGAUGAGGAUGAAGGCAUAGCACUAUAUGACACAGGCUUUACAGAGGACCAGCUUGCUUUGGUGGAUCGUAACACAGUGAUGGUGGAAGAGAGGGAGCGAGAAAUCCGGCAAAUUGUACAGUCCAUCUCCGAUCUUAAUGAAAUUUUUCAGGACCUUGCAGGCAUGGUGGUAGAACAGGGUACAGUUCUUGACAGAAUUGACUUCAACGUGGAACAAGCCUGUGUAAAAACAGAGGAUGGACUUAAACAAUUACAGAAGGCUGAACAGUACCAGAAGAAAAAUCGGAAGAUGCUGGUGAUUUUAAUCUUGUUCGUUGUAGUCAUAAUUCUAAUAUUAAUUUUGUUUGUGACCAAGUUUUAAUGCAAAUUAUUUAUGUAAACAGAAUAAUCUUUCAGACAUCAGUUCUCAAAUCAAUCUAUUAAAAAACAUCAAAACAAUGCCAGUAAUUGCCUUCCUGUGCAGUAACUGAAGUCUCUUAUAAAUUGAGUGACAUAAGAAGUAUAAAAUGUUUUUACCUUUGUUUUGCAGGUUUGGAGGCUAGUCUUGUCUUUGGGCUUUAAUGAAAUAGUUUCCUUAAAUCUUGUUGUUUUCUUGAUCAAGGAUUGCAUAAAAGAAAUUGCACUUUCUUUAUCACUGUUGAUACUACUCUGGAAAAUCUGAUAUAAACUUAACAAUAGCUUAAAGACAAUGUUGUAAAUUUUUCACUUUCACUGACUAAACUAAACAUAAAAGGGAACGCUCAAGAUAUUUGUGAAAGUUAAGAAUUUAAGCCCCAAACAAAUUCUGGCCCUCUCUUUUUUGCUUACAUCAAAGCUAAACCCCAAACACACAUGCUGCUGUGUGUUUUUAUUUGAAGGCUUCUUGCCUUGUUUCACAACCCUAUAUUUUUUUAUUAGCCAGUAUGAUGCAUGUCUUUAUUUUUAUUUAUAGCUAAGAUAUAGAACUAAUUAUAUUAGAACUGAUUAAAAGAAAUUAAAUUCAAGGCUUUUGCUGUUAAUAAAUGCUGUCAGUGCUAAUUCCUUAAUUGUGAGGCCUUCAUACUGAAUAAAAUAAAUGUACUUUAAA
Messenger RNA from Trichomycterus rosablanca, 1956 nucleotides. RefSeq names its product syntaxin 16 (gene stx16). The record is from RefSeq and is a predicted model, not a curated record. Gene Ontology annotation, molecular function: SNAP receptor activity; SNARE binding. Gene Ontology annotation, biological process: vesicle-mediated transport; vesicle fusion; intracellular protein transport. Gene Ontology annotation, cellular component: membrane; endomembrane system; SNARE complex. The coding region runs from base 286 to 1251 and encodes 321 amino acids. Lineage: Eukaryota; Metazoa; Chordata; Actinopteri; Siluriformes; Trichomycteridae. The transcript has 9 exons.